AUGCUUCUUGGUGCCCUUAUCUGGAUCGCAACACUGGUACCCUACUUUGUAGUGUAUAAUGACAGUAAAUACAAAGCAAUGACCAGGUACCAAAUACAUGUUUACUUAACUAGUAAUAACCAAAGGUUAAGAAGUGCAAGUGAGUUUCAUGCUUCUGAUCGAAGGUCAAAACGUCCUUGCUACAACGCUGGUGUUUUGCGUAAGUGAUGCGUAAUAGAAGGUCAAAACGCAUGUGUUUAGGUUACGAGUGAUAGACGGCUUUUCGGCUUAUCAGUUUCAAGUCUAAUUUAUAGAAACAACCAAAAUACAACAAGAAAGACGAAGGAAAUUUUUCUUUUAACAUUGGUAAAAUCGUGACCCCUUGUCGAUGUCGAAUGUCCCGCCAUUUUGAGCCUGCGCUCUUUAAACUACUUCCUAGAAAGAACCCUAGUCUUCCUGUAUGACACUACUAUGUGAUGAUAAUACUUUAGCCUGCGAAUUCAGACGUCUCUCCCUCCUCGUCCCUCGCCGCUAACUUCCUGCAGGCAUGUGCGCAAAUUUCUUCUUAGCAGCUUUACAUCUUCCGUUGUCACCCAAUAGUUUCUGAUUCAAAUUCUGCGUGCGCGUAUGUAGUAUUAGCUUACUUUGAAACGAACUCUUCAUGGGCAAUUUUAUCUAAGGAGUGCCACACAUGCCGUGCGGUACAAACUAACUAGUAGGCUGAUUUAGCAACAGAACGAGAACGUCAGUUGACGACGGCGCGCGCAAAUCAAACAACUGGUUUGGCCAAUCGUAGAGCAGCAAAUUGGGCACCGGAAGUCGAGUUUAGUCCUUUCCGCGCGCUUUCCCGGCGUCAAAUGACGUUCCCGUUCUGUUGCUUAAUCAGCCUAGUAAUGAAUUGCCAAGUCGGAUCUUACGUUGAUAUUUUCAUCACCUAAAUUAGAACGCUCUAGUCCUUCUAUUGACCACUCUGCCGAUGGGCGUGCAUACAUAUCAACUGGUAAACUUCAGUCUACGUAUAUGUGGAUUUCCUUUACAGAUCAGAAAAGGCCGGCGCUUGUCUGUUGCCAAACACCUGUUUGGGUCUUGCAGCCAAACUCUUCGCGCAGUUUGAGACCAUCCGAGUUGGAAUCUCUUGGAAACAGGUUUCCGAGUACCCUUCACCCGAUGAAAAUUUCAAUAUGGUUUGGGUGUUUUGCAUGCUGUUAGCUGAGUGUGCAAUUUUUGGCACUAUCACCUGGUGAGUGGACCGUAAAUGUGAAGUAAGACACGAAUGAUUACCGUAAGCCUCCGUUUGAUACAUCUUCGUAAGGCUUUUCAGGGGGGCUCACGAACAGAGAACUGUAAAUCCGGGGGGAGGAGGCUUAGUACUGUAGUACAUAUAACGAACCACAUAGAGAUCAAACCGGGGGCGGGGGGUGACCAGAGGGCUUAUAACCGAAAUAACGAAACAAGAUAUAAUAGUGCUGAUUAAAAUUCGUUCUUCAUUUACAGUCAACUCCCUUUAUAGCGGACACUGUAGGGACCUCAAGUUAGUGUCCUCAUUAGCGAGAGUCCGUAAUAGCGGGAGUUUAUUUCAGUCAAACGUCUGUAAUUUGGUUUUUCCUGGGAUUUAACUGCUGUCCGUUUUAUCGGGGUGUCCGUUAUAGCGAGGUGUCCGCAAGGCGAGAGUUGACUGUAUUGGUUUUUAAUUAAGCUUCUAAACUUCAUUAAAAAUUCAAACGUCAUGAUCAUUUCAAUACCGGCUCGAUGGGGGCUUCUUAUCAGAUUUGUUCACAAUUAGAUAGGCCCAUACAUAAAUGGAGAGGGGGACUUAUGAGUAAGGAGUUUAUAAGCGGCAGUUUACGGUAGUCAAUGUAGGUCUAAAUAGCUAGAACACAAAAGGGAAAGAAAUUCACUUUCACUGACAUCACCUUUUUCUUCACUAGGUAUGUUGAGGCGGUAUUUCCCGGAGAGUAUGGAAUCCCCAAACCAUUCUACUUCCCAUGUAUGCCGUCAUAUUGGUGUGGUGUUAACAGC
This is a messenger RNA of Porites lobata, 1998 nucleotides long. Lineage: Eukaryota; Metazoa; Cnidaria; Anthozoa; Scleractinia; Poritidae. The record is from the annotation of a GenBank genome assembly.